AUGCCGCCAGCUGUUCUUGCGUCUUGCUAUCACUGUGCGCGACCCCUGCAGGUCUGUCUCAACACCUAUCGCUCGGUGAUCAGCAGCAGCAGCGCGAUGUCCGGGAAGCGAUCCAAGCCGCAGGCCAAAAAACAAGUCAAUCUGGCGGUGCGAGUUCAUUUCUGCCUCCUGCCGGCAUUCUCUGACACAUCUAAGGACUAUGCGCCUGGCCCAUCGGACAGCAGAUGGAAUCCCGCGAAGGAUCCCGCGACCGUCUUUCGGAAUGAGGACGGAGGAAGCCAUGCUCCCGUAGGUGACCAGCUCGUACCCCGCCUUCCCGCACCUCCCGGGCUCCCUCCGGCGCUCGCGCUAAAUAAGGGCAAGAUAAAGGAGCUUUUUCAAGGCCGAGAGCUCGCGCAGCAGCCAAGCCAGUCAAAGUCGGAUGGAUCGUCCGGCUCGCUUGAGGCGGCCGCCGAAGGCCAGUAUCCUCCGGGUUUUUGGGGUGUGGUCGCCGACGGAUUCGAUGGCAAGAACGUGAUCGAUGCGGGUGACGUGCAGAUGGGCGAGCCGGGGGAUUCAUUGCACGGGUCUCGGCGGCGCGCGGAAGCGAUCUUGGAAGAUAGCACCACCGAGGCGGCCGGAAUGGAGGUGGACGGCAGUGACGAGGAGCCGCUACAAGUCAAUCGCGCGAAUGAGGCCUACGUCGACAGCGAUACGGAUGAAGGAAGUGUAGAUCAGUAUGCGGGUGGAGAUGAGGAGGCCGAUGAGGAUGAGGAGGCUGCUGAUGGAGAGGAGGAUGAGAAGGCGGCCGCGGGUGGACAGGAAGCGGAUGACGAGAGCAGCGACCGUGAGGAUUACCAGGACGGGGAACCGCCCGGUGUAGACGCUGAUAGUGCUGAGGUGGAGGCCACAAUGAAGCCGUCGGACGAUGGAAUGGACCUGUACCGCCCGCGCGAACGGUCAACCAGCGCCGUACGCACGGAACCAGAACUGGACAGCGAGGGAAACUCCCCUCCGCGCCCAGUGCCUGCCGCGCUCACUCAGGAUCCUGCCUCACCCAUGUCAGUCGGGCGCCCGCGUCGCCUUGUAGGUAGUUCUGCGGGCGGAGGGGCGAAGCAGACAAGGGUGCACAUUCCUGACGUCGAUUCCGACGAAGAAUUCGAGUUACCGCGGCCGCCCGUGUAUAAGCCUCCACCAAAGGCGAUUGUGGGCAGCCAUCCACCCCGGCGAGACUCCGUCCAACGCCGGCCCCAUCCCGUCCCCUCUGAGGUCGCUCCAGGCCCGCCCCCAGUGACUCCGCCCCAGCGCCGGCGCCAUCCUGUCCAUCCUGCGGUCGCUCCAGGCCCACCCCCAGUGACGCCGCCCCAGCGCCGGCCACAUCCCGUCCCCCCUGUGGUCGCUCCAGGACCGCUCCCAGUGACGCCGCCCCAGCGCCGGCCACCUGCCUCAGAUGCGCCUCCACCUCCGCAGGCCGCUCCGCGGAAGUUGCCAAGGCCCCGCCCCCCCCUUCCGCGCAAGCCUGCCGCAGCAACGGCCGUCGACUUGGCUGACGAUGACGACUUGCUUCUCCCCACUGCAGCGGAUCAUGUGCGGGAGAGAGCAGUUGCUAUCCUGCGCAUUGAGUCGUGCAUGGGCAUGGGCCUAGUUUGUGUCGUCAGGGAGGACAUGGGUUAUCCGCAGUACAAGGUCGUUCUUAAGACGCAGCAUGGGAACCGCGAGAUCGAUCCGGUGAACUGGGAGCGAUUCCUCGAAUUGAUAAGGACGGGCAACUUCAGACCGCGCAGCGCCGAAAACGCUAUCGUCAUCUUCGUCCCCGACGGCAUUAUUGACGAGUCCUCCCUGACCCUACGCAUGGACGCCGCUCUCCAGACCGUUCGGCUGCUCGAUGGCGCGGCCGGCACGGCGCUUCAGGGGAAUGGUAAUCACCGCGCGGAGGCGCAGAGGCUGCUUUUUUGGACGGCGCAUCGGCUUACCCACCGGAAGGACGACCCGUCCGUGUGGACGCCUGCCUUGCUGGAGGAUGCGUUGGAUCCUAACGGACACGGGGUCUGUGCCGCAGUUUUCUACCGCCUGUCCGUCCUGGAACAGUCCCCGUACGGGAAGCAGCUCAUGCUCGACCUGGUGACGAACAACAAGAUGGGUGUCCUCGGCGAUGCGCCCGCGCGCCAACUGUACCGCCUCAUGCUGCAGCUGUAUUAUGCCAAGGGGCAGGCGGAGCGGAUGGUUGUCUACGGCGAUGCGACGAGUAACGCGUACAGUCCCGUUGUCAAGAUCAUCAUGACCAGCCAGCAGCAGGCACGCGAGAUACUGCCGGACUUUGCCGUGUGCCGGCCGUUCACACGCGACGCUGCCGCGCUGGAGAACUCGUUCGACGUAUCGGCAUACUUGGUUUUAGGCAAGGGAUUUAUUACGAUUAUUUCGCUGUAUUGGUUGAGCACAAAAGCCCUCCUCUUUAAAGGAAUGCACGUCCCGUUCACUGUUGACAACGUGCUCGAGCGUCCGGUGGGUGACGCGGAGGUCGCCGAGUUCUUCCUGCAGCAAGACCUUGCCUGGAGCGACAUUCGCAUGUCCCGCUUCAAAGAUGCCGUCCUCCUGGUAUGCGAUAUCGUCGUUGGCGUUGCCGAGGAAGUCUUCGGCACUAUUCCGGGGCCCGUGUUCCUAACUAGAAUGGGUGACCAGCUCUUCGACGGCGCAUGCGAUAUGAACGAGCGGGAGCAGGGAGCGCAGUGGCUAGCCCAAAUGCGUGAAGCAUAUCGCACGAUGCAUGGCAAGUUGAAGGCAGCGUUGGAGAAAUUCCUUGCACAGGAACAUCCGCCCGACAUUGCGAAAGAUAUCGAUACGCUCACGCUCCGCACGCUCCCCGACUUCAUCUACGCCCUCUCACUUCUCGAUCCUAUUGUCACGCCGAUCACGCCGAUGAAGUGGAGUGCGCGGCUACCCUUCUUCUGCCCCUCCAUUCUGCACAUCCUCCUCAAGGAGCUCUCCAAGGACCGCUACACUGUGAUUGCCAAGUGGCAUGUGACGUUGAUACUGUCAAUGAUCAUUCCUGGCAUACGCGCGCAGGCCGUGCGGCCGGGUAUAACGUCCGACAAGGUCAUCAAUCUCAUGUCUCCGUUCGACUUGUUCCGGGCGUGGACAAUAAAGAACGCGGAACGCCUGGGCUAUCGCGGUCCCGCCGAUCGACUGCCUUUGGCAUUGGAUACCUCGAUUAUGAGUAUCUUGAGCUACAUCCUCGAGGCCCGGGCAUUUCUCAGCGAUAGUGCUGUAGUUCGUGAUCUUGCUGGCGUCCAAUCGCUCCAGUCCAAGCACACGGACCGGCUGGGGAUGGUCGAUGUGCUGAUGGGCGUCUUGAAGCAGUGGUGGAAUCAGUGGGUUAUAACUCGCCGGACGAACAAGUCGGCGGCAUGCGCCAUGGAGCGCGACAUUCCCGACAGUGCCGUCCAGCAGUACCGGAAGCUUGGAUCGCUCCCGGACGCCUUUCUCUCAUCCCCCGACGGAGAGGGAAUGCUGUCAAUUUGCUUGGACAUGCUGCGCAUGUGGCCUCAUGGGGUGCUCUGCCGUGCUGCUGACCUUCCCUCCUACGCGGCGAGCGCCCUCACCUACCAGAAGACGGUUUGCACCGCUGCCGUAGACGCAUUCUAUUCCGUCACGUUAACGCGCAUCUUCCUCGCCGACGAAGAGCACCAAAUCAUGGACCAUCUGUUUAGCGCCGUCAAGACAGCUGUCACGGAAGCCCUACGCCUGCCGCACCCGUUUGAGCCGUUCUCCCGCGCUGCCAUUUUCGAGCCAUCACCGGCCGACGUGACGAAGUACGGCUCCUUCGCGGCGUACUCUUCGCGCAUGCCUAGCAAAGAGUGGAAUAGCGCGGGGUAUGAGGAGUGCGAAAUCUCUCUGGCGGACACAGUCCCUGCCGCAGCUGGCGCGGUCGUGAACGCCGAAGAAGGCGGGCUCGGGAGUGCGCCGGACGAUGUUGGCAGUGGCGCAUCUGACGGCGCCUCAGGCCGGGAGGGCCCCAGCGGCAGUCGAGGCGAGGGCAAAUCCCGGCGAGUACAGACAACCUUGGCCCCUCCGCCUUCCGUUGCUCUGCCGCGAUCUACCGAUACUGUGCAUCCAGUCUUUGCGCCUACGGUCGAGCAUUACGGAGGCGACAUGGCGCGGAUCCACCGCGCUCUGGACGAUUCUGCGCGGGAGAAAGCACAGGCGAGCGUUCAAGGUCUCACUGACUAUACACGCUCCUUUUUCAGCAGCAAGAUGAAGAUCCUCCCUAGCGUCGAUGAUCGUGGGGAGCAGACUAUCGAGGAGGAAAUGCUAACGACCUUGCGCCAUGCACACAGCCUUGCCUGUAAAUACAUCGCACACUUUCACGGCGGCCAGACGGCGGAGGAUCGUGAAGCUGCGCACGCACUCUUGCUCAGCAAGGUCCCCCUGCCUGGCGUUGCGGCUACCCCCGAAGAGCUGAAGGCCUUUCUGGACGGCACGCCGUCAGGGAAGGGCCAGGCGGGCGCGGUGAUUAAGCUCAUGCAACCUACGGCAGUGCAGAACGCGGCGAAGGGCCCGCAGGCAAAGAAGAAGACGGCGGAUUCGGGCGGCGCGCGUGGACACAGCAGGACGGGCGCGAUGCCCGCCGCUGACGUUGCUGCUGCCGCCCAGAUUGACAAGCCCUCGGAUGCAGGCGCGGCGAAAGCGGGCCCUUCGAUGCCGCCUUACGAGCCGUCCGAGCAGCCAUCCGCUGAGAUGGCGGAUAGUCCUCGUCGUUCUGGUUUGCAUGCUGGGCACCGGUCCGUAGAACGUGGUCGCACGCCCAGGACCCUGUCCAGCGGGCCUCCUAUCCUCCAGCCCCAGCCGCCCGCCCGCCGAAGAGGAAAGGAGAGGAUGGCUUACAAGAGCGAUGAGUUUGUCCGCGAGGAUCCGUCGCAGGAGCGGCUGCCCGGGACGUCCUUCCUGCCUACCCAUGUCGAUUAUAUCUCUACAGGAGCGGGUCGCCUUCGUUUACCACGGGCGCAUGGAGAUAGCUCGGGUGGUGCGUCCGAUAGCGACGCGCUCGCGACAUCCGACAUGUACAGCGUGACCGACCGCGGUCGCUUACGCCUUCCCGCGUUCUCCCGCGUUCCCUCGCCCGACGCCAGUUCUGGGGAAUCUCGCGCAUCGUCCAAGCGCCGCAACCGCUCGCCAUCCGACGAUGGGUCCCCCUCCGGUGAGCAGGACGAGCCCGCAAAGAAGAAGACCAGGGGAAAGAAGAACGAACCGGGGCGAAAGAAAGCGAUGAGCAAGAACAAGUAG
Molecule: messenger RNA, 5259 nt
Organism: Schizophyllum commune H4-8
Lineage: Eukaryota; Fungi; Basidiomycota; Agaricomycetes; Agaricales; Schizophyllaceae
Exons: 19
Coding region: 1-5259 (1752 amino acids)
Source: RefSeq, a predicted model, not a curated record